This is a messenger RNA of Entamoeba invadens IP1, 2400 nucleotides long. RefSeq lists its product as hypothetical. The transcript has a single exon. Bases 1 to 2400 code for a protein of 799 amino acids. Gene Ontology annotation, cellular component: chromatin; nucleus; cohesin complex. Gene Ontology annotation, molecular function: chromatin binding. Gene Ontology annotation, biological process: sister chromatid cohesion. NCBI's taxonomy places the organism in Eukaryota, Evosea, Mastigamoebida, Endamoebidae. The record is from RefSeq and is a predicted model, not a curated record.
AUGACAAGUGAAUCUAAAGAAGUUACUUUUACACUCGAAGAUCUUUACAAAGACGCACAAACUGUUUCUCGUGCCAACGAAACGAUUCGUCGUGUAUCGGACAACUUCAAAGACAAUUUCCAAAUAAUUCUGCAGUUGACACUUGCACUCUCUGGACUUCCCAUUGACAACAGUGAAACGGUAUUAUCAGAGGAGUACAUUGAGGAAAAGAGUUUCAAAGAUGUAGCAGACCGACUUGACAGUGAUUUAUUUAAAACGCCAACCAACAUACAAAUCACUGUUAAAAAGCUUUGGAAAGGCGUAUGGAAGAAUGUUUGUGGGGUCAUCAAAGAGAGUUCUUCAGACGAACGAAAGGAGUACGGAAAAGGUAUUAAAAGUGUACAUGAGAUCAUUUCAAGUCUGAGUCGGAGUGAAAUUAGAAAUGUCCGAUUAAGCUCUUCGUUGUGUUCUGUAGUGAUGUUUGAACAAUACAUCGAGACUUUAGAGUCGUUGAACACAAGAGAGAAGGUCGUGAAGCGAUCGAAGAAUAAAAAGACGAAGAACGAAGAACUCGAUCGCCUCGACAAAGCGAUUAACCACGUCACUAAACUCAUUGCACAUAUUCGAACAAAUGUGUUAUAUCCGCGAUGCUAUGAUGUGUCACGAGACAUCCGUAAAGUCGCGUGUGAGACUGUUUUAAAUGAUUUCAACGAGGAAUACGACGAGAAGGUUGCGAUUGUGAAAGACCUCUUAUUUGAUGACGACAGUCAUGUGAGAAAAGCAGUGACUUCGGUGCUCAUCACAGCAUUUGCAAACACCACAUCUCCACCAGAAGACAUUUACGUUGAACUGGCAAAAUCAGUGAAAGACAGAAUCGUGGAGAUGAGACUUGACGCCGAUGUUGAUACUGCGAAGAGCGCGAUUGAGUUAUGUUCGAAACUGGAUGAGUGGGGACUGAUAACAGAAGCUGAUAGAAAGGAGAUGUACAGAAUGUUGUGUGACCGGUCGAGUAAAAUAAGAAAACAGACUGCCUUAUACCUUGCAACGUUUUUGAAACGACGUGUUGAAGCGUUUCUGAAGGGGAAGCGGCAGUUUGUAGUGAAAGAUAAGGAGAAGUUGCGGUUUGUAUUAAUUGUCCGGUUACUUAUUGAGAUGGUGGAGAAAGAGACCGACCUUCCGAAGUUCAGUUAUUAUGCUCUUGAAUAUUUAAUAGCGGAGUUUGAAGAGUUUUCGAAUGUGGGAUUGUUGGUCGACUUCUUGUGUUCGAAAGAGAGUCUUGCGUUGUUUGAAACUGAAGAUGCGAAAUUAUAUGAAGGGCAUGAGAAUGUCCUUCUUGGGAUGUUGUUGAGUAAAGUGAUGAGAAAUGGACGAAAGACGAUGACUGUAGAUGAAGUACUUGAAAAAAUGAGUAAUGUGGAGAAGAAGAAACAACAAGAAGACUAUUUGGAUGUGAGUGAAGUAGUGAUUUCGAGACUGGAUGAGAUCUAUCAAAGUGUCGAGAGUGAUAUUGAGGAAGUUUCUAUUCUUAUGGUCAUCUUGAGGAACAUUGAAAAAGAGACGAUAUUGACUGAAAACAAUUUAGAGAGAUUAAAGAAUGUGCUCAAGCUUGUGAGUGUGAAAAUACGAGAGGGCGACGCAUCGUUGACACACAACUACUUUGCUGUUCUGAGUGAUUUCAAUAUUGGCGAUUAUCCCCAAUUACAGCAAGUUGUUAGCAGUGUUAUCAACGAUGAUAUGAAUGUAUUAUGUACUGUUAUUCUUGAUGAUGGCAUGAAUGAUGAAACCAUUGAAAUCAAAGACGAGAUUGGGUUAGAGAUAAUAUACCAAUACAUCAAAGUCGAUUCACUUCCAUUGUUGCGAGAGCGUGUUUUAAAAUUAAGUGACAGAGUGUUACACAUUGAUGAAUUAAAGAAAGAGCACUUCAUUGUAUUACUCACAUUGAUGUAUGUCUUAGUGUGGGACAAGGUUGAGAAUCAGACUUCGAAUGUAUUUACAGUGAAAGACUAUUUUAAUGUAUUAUAUGGCAUCUCCCAGAAGAAGUUUGAAAAGGACAACGACGCGUUCAUCUUCUUUGGUGUUGUAUGCGAGAGUUACUUUCUUCUCAACACACAAAUCCCCGAUCUCAAAAUUCGUGUGGAGAGUAUUAUCGACAAUUUUGCUAUUGAGUGCAACACUCGUAAAUUUUUCAAAGCUCCCGUCUUGGAAGAUUUAGUUGGUGCGUAUGAUUUUUGGCCAAUAGAUGCGUUGUCCUCUGCUUUAUCAGUCGUUACAUUUAAUAAGAAAGUAGUGACUGAUAUAUCGGAGAUGCUCCCCAAAAUGGGUCCAGACGUUGCUGCCAAGUUGAAGAAACAGAUAACUUCACAGUUAAAUCAACCACAGCCACAAGCCAUGGAAUUAGAAGACGAUCCCAUUGAAAAUUGA